Molecule: messenger RNA, 1224 nt
Organism: Dicrocoelium dendriticum
Lineage: Eukaryota; Metazoa; Platyhelminthes; Trematoda; Plagiorchiida; Dicrocoeliidae
Source: the annotation of a GenBank genome assembly
ACCGAUUCACGUGAACAGAUCGAAAGCUGACAUUCGAAGCAGGCAACAAUCAAUAGUCACUCGGAUCUGACAUUGGUUUGCGAGACCGCGAAUCAGGACUGAAUAGCCGCACUGAAGAUGUUACCUAGUUUGGUAACGAAACGUCUGCAACCGAAAUGCCCGGCUCGAAGAACAGGACAAUCCUCUCAUCUGCACCCGGAGCUGCAGAUAUCUUACUCUCUUCUGGUACAUAUGUCGCCCAAAGCCAAUUGCGGGAUUAAAUGCGAUUGCUCCGCGGAACGCGAAUAUGUACAAACAAUGCAGACAGAUGAUGAAAGUGACACAGAUUACUUGGAGAAGCUUCGGAAUUUCUCAAACUGGACAAGCCAUGGAUCACACAGAGGGCCAGCUGAUACUGCCAGAUGUAUCGAGAGCCGGCGUUACCUUCAGCGUGUUCUGCAUUCCGUACCAGUGAACAUCAUUGUUAUCAUUAUGGCUUCGGUUGACGCUAUGAUACUGGUUGCCGUGUUGCUAUUGGAAAUUGAGGCACUUAAGCUAGAUCCAGGAGAGCAAAGAAAUCGUUUGAACGAAGCUCGGUUUGGGUUGGAAUGCGUCAGCAUUGGAAUAAUCUCCAUCUUUAUCAUUGAGAUCUCCAUGAAGUUGUUUGCAAUGGGACCGAAAACUUUCUUCAGACAUUGGAUUGAGGUUCUGGACCUGGUGGUUGUCGUGAUCAGUUUGAUAGUGGAUGCGAUCAUCAUUGCAGCGCAUGUUGCCCACCAACAUUCAGCACAUGGGUCCGGCCUUCAUCAAUCCUCCGAAGGCACUUCUUCAGACCAACUGGAUGCAGUUGGCGCAGCGGCCGGAUUGCUGAUCGUUUUCCGAUUAUGGCGGAUAGUGGGAAUAAUGAAUGCCACUAUCGUAACAAUUCACGGGGGUUUGGAGACCAGGAUAGAAAAACUAAAGGAAGAAAGAAAAACGUUACGUUGUCGAGUAAUUCAGUUAGAGUCUGCAAUGGAGGAGGCGAACCUGCCCAUACCAAAGAUGGUGGAUGAUUCGGAAGAAAGCGUGGAAAUCAGUUCGAGGCAUAACCAUGCUCAUCAGCACAGAAAGCACCAACGCCUCCACCACCACCACAACAACCGGAACCACUGGAUGCAACCAAAUGAAGUCACCGAAAAUCCCAAUGAUAUAGGAUCGGUAACAACCGAUUUCCCUGUUGCAUCACAUCCAGCUAACGGAAGCUAG